Molecule: messenger RNA, 1375 nt
Organism: Symbiodinium necroappetens
Lineage: Eukaryota; Dinophyceae; Suessiales; Symbiodiniaceae
Source: the annotation of a GenBank genome assembly
AUGAUGCCACACCAACCUGGUCAGCAGAUAGGGCCACGCAUGCCAUCUCAGAUGCCUCCGAUGCAGUAUCCUGCGCAGCCGCCGAUGCAGCCACCGAUGCAGCCACCGAUGCAGCCUCCAAUGCAGCCCAUGCCAGCGAUGGGGAGUGCUUGGCCGCCUUCCCGACCAAAAGCGCCCACGGCCAUCCCCCCGCACUGGACUGCGCAGACUGCAGGCUACAACCCCGCUGGAGAUCCGUUGCUAGGCCUAUCCGUCGGCCAGUCCUUCGGCGGCUCUUUCGGCUUUGCCGGGACACCAUCGCCGACAAACACUGGCCAGCCCGCCAGUUUUGGAGGAGCUGCUGCAGCUUCGAACGAUGUUCCUAGUACAGAUGAGAACGGCGUGCUCGCCGGCCAUGGGGAACAAGCUGUCGCAGGCGGAGGAGGCCACGACGAGCACCAUCACGAGAUGUGGUUAGUGCAGAGCAUCCAGGCAAGCCCAUGGAGAUUCUAUUUCGGCGGGUUUUGCUGCCUUCUGUCGUGCUUCCUGCUCAUCGCUGUUCUGUUGCUGCUGGGUGUUCCGAUUCUGGACCCCCGCCCAAAUGAUAUCGUGCCGGUCAUUCUUCGAGAACACAUUGUCAAGAAAAGGCAGGAUGCAGGCCGAAGUCUCAAAGAGGUUGCCUUGGCUUGUCCUGGCUGUGAAGAUUUGAUGGAGCGAUCUGAGCGAAUGUUCUAUCUGCACAUCAUAUACGAAGCGGAACACGAGUCUGGCACUCUCUGGGAAGCUGACAUUCUCCAAAGAAUCCAUGAAGUGGAGCAGAAAGUCUUCGAGGCAAAGGGCCUCGGACCCGAUGGCAAGGAGUGGGCUUUUACGGAUAUGUGCUUGCUGGCGAAACCUGACGAAGGGCUCAAGGCAUUGGGUCGGGAGUUACCGAAGACACCGAAGUGUGCCUUCGCACUUUCUCCCCUUCUUUUCCUGGCAGACAAAGUGCUGCCUUUAGCCGACCCUCCACCGUUUCAACUGAAAAACCUACGCCGGACGGGGUAUCUGUGGAUCAACGAGUCGCACCAUCAGUGGACAGAUCACUUGACGCGCUGUGUAGUACCUCCCGAGGAGGCACAGAAGGAAGAGAUGGGAAAGGUCACUGGCAGUUGGUUCAUGAGGAAGGCCACGGAGUAUUACGACAAAAGGUUGGGCCAGGACCCCAGCGAGGACAUUGUGGAUUCCUGGUGCAGCGCUGCAUCCAGCCAUCUGCCCUCGGAGAUGAGAAAUUGUGGCUGCCUGGCCCUUGUCUACAACGAUGUCCAAAUGGCACAGAACUGGGACAUCAGCCUGCAGCAGAUGUGGGAUUUCGAGAAGGGCUUCAAAAAGCUCAAGAACCCCGAGUUGGCCCGAG